Fomitopsis serialis is the source of this 4791-nucleotide messenger RNA. RefSeq names its product DNA/RNA polymerase. Gene Ontology annotation, biological process: mitochondrial transcription. The record is from RefSeq and is a predicted model, not a curated record. Bases 463 to 4512 code for a protein of 1349 amino acids. The transcript has 12 exons. Gene Ontology annotation, molecular function: mitochondrial promoter sequence-specific DNA binding; protein binding; DNA-directed RNA polymerase activity. NCBI's taxonomy places the organism in Eukaryota, Fungi, Basidiomycota, Agaricomycetes, Polyporales, Fomitopsidaceae. Gene Ontology annotation, cellular component: mitochondrial DNA-directed RNA polymerase complex.
CCUGAAUUGGGAGACCGAGGGGCCCUAUUCCUCGCAGGCCUAAAACUAACAUCAUGAUGCGAACACCGUGCAGGGUGCGGUGGUUCGGAUAGUAUGCAGGUCGGACCUGCCUAGCCUGCAGGGAUGGCCCUGUCUGCAAGUGAGAGGGGAAUCGUGGUGGACUUCGACCGCUGACACUGGGAACUUGGAUCUUGUGUCGAUGCAUUCUUGUGCAUCAAAAUGACAUACAGCUUUCGACUACGAAUUGCGAUAUACGACGGUCGCAGCUGCGAAGCCAUGCAACUGCACCGUUGUCGGAAGAGGUCGUGCUGGCGGAAGGGAGAGGCACGUGAGAUCGCAUUUACUGCCGGUGGCUGAAUUUUUCGGGGAGAAAGGAGAUCGGCAACUCAAAUCACCAAUCGGGCGACGACCUCCUCGUCCGCUGUCUCCCUCCUGCAUCCCUGGACCAGCAGCGCUGCCGCCAUGAUCUCCCGCUCAGCCAGAAAGGUGGAGACGACUUUGCUGUCGUGCUCUAGGCAGAGCCUCCCCCGGCCUGCCCGACUCUACUCGACUCCCUCAAAACGGGCCAACGCACCCGCUCUUGCGACCGCCUCUGCGCCCCCAGAGCCCUUCCCGGCCUACAUGCCCUCCAGCAGCGCUCACUCGCAGCACGACAUGGAAGACUUCCUGCGACGCCGGACACCGUACACUAUCCUCCCUACCCCACCGCUAAAUGCCACCGCAAAAGACCUGCGCACCAUCCUCUUCACGGAUACGCCCACCCAGGACCUGAUUGCGGUUGUCGGUGCGUGCCUGCACAACCUCUACGACGUGCCCCGUGCCAAGUCUAUCUUCGACGACCUCCGCAACUCUGACAAAAGCUCGCUUCUCGACGUGCGCAUGUACAACUCUAUGCUGGACGCCUACCUCGAGAUGGCUCGCGCGAAGGACGCUACCGACCCGGAGAUGUGGAUCGACGAGGCGUGGGCACUGUAUGGUGUGGUGGAGGACGGAAGUGCGCAAAUCCAGCCGACGGCCAAUACGUACGCUUACAUGCUGGCCGCCUGGAUUCGACAUGGGCCGGAGUCUGCGCAGCCGAUGUACUCGGAGAGACAGUGGGAUCCGGCGAUGCUACUCCGGAGUAUGAUGGACCACCAGGUGUUGCCGACGAUGGUGGUAGCUGACCGUGCGUUCGCGUCGUCCGACGAGGCGGCAGAGGCGAUCCAGCUGCUGUCGAAGGCUGCGGUGGAGAUGGGCCUGUCGAACGUGGUCAACGAGCUAGGUAUGGCGGACUCACUCGGUCGUCAAGAAGACGAUCCUUUGGAGAACGUUCCCGAGGCGGUUCCCGUCAAACGACAACUCAAAAAGAAAGAGGCGGACGUUCGUAUGAUGCACGCUGAGGAUGGCAGCGUCGUCGACGUUCACGUCAGCGACGAUGUAGGCGUGCCCGAGCCGGACGUGCCAUUCAACCUCGACACACUGCGGAAACACCUAGCGAAGGUUAUCUUCGCCCGCCGGGUGCUCCCCGAAGACAUCGCAGCACGUCAAAAGCUGCUCGAGGAGUCGGUGUACGACGUCGCUGUGGAGCGCCUCAAGCACACGACGGAGAAGCUUGAGGUGUUGGGGCUAUCAAACUCAGCGCUGAAGACGAAUGACCUGCAACAGUUGAUGUGGCAAUGGCAUGCGUUGUUGAAGGAGCGGUUGAAGGCGGAGAUUGAGAACAUCGCCGUACAGGAGCAGAGACUUAAGGCGAACGCAGAGAUGAAACUUUCUGAGACGCGCAAGAUGAUCGGCUUGAGCCCGUUUCUGUCUCUGUUAACUCCUGAAAAGCUGUCGUUAAUCACGAUCCUCGAGCUUAUGCACAUGCAAGGCACGGGCGGCGUCAAUAUGGGCAUGAAGACGGCGCGGGCUCUGCUGUCUGUCGGCAAGGCGGUCGAGCUCGAGCACAAAGCGGAGAUGUGCAAGAAGCACAACGUCUCCAUCCCCACGUCCGGCCGCGCACCGUCGCACGGGUUCUUCACCAGCCUCGGGUACCGCGAUCUGCAUGCGCAGCGACUCGCGGCGCACAAGUACGUUCAAGAUUCCGAAGAUUGGGCGUCGGAGUGGACACAGGUCGUGCGGGUCAAGAUCGGCAGUUUCCUCGUGGACUGCUUGAUGGACAUCGCCACCGUUGUGCGGACGAAGAAGGACAAGGAUACAGGGGAGGUCUACUCCGAGGAGCAGCCUGCGUUCUUCCACUCCUACGAAUACCUGCGCGGAACCAAGCUCGGCGUCAUCAAGCUGAACCCGGCCAUCGCCGAGAAGAUGGCGAAGGACUCCAUCCGGGAGACCCUGCAUCCGCGUCACUUACCUAUGCUCGUCAAGCCCAAACAGUGGCUCGGCCCAGACCAGGGCGGCUACGUCUACAACAAGACAUGGGCGAUGCGAUUCAAGGAUAGCCAGGAGCAGCAGAGCUACCUCCGCCGCGCGUCGAGUCUGGGCAACCUCGAGCUUCUGUAUACGAGUCUUGACAUCCUCGGGAGCACGCCUUGGCAGAUCAACCGCCAAGUUUUCGACGUCGUACUUGAAGUGUGGAACUCAGGUGAACGCUUCUGUAAGAUUCCUCCAGUCAUCCACGACACGCCCGAGCCUGAGAGGCCGCCAAACGUGGAGACCGACCCGAAGGCUCGCGUCGCGUACCUGACGAGGCUGAAGGCGCACACGGUCGACAAGGCGAACAACCACUCCAAGCGGUGCGAUGUCAACUACAAGAUCGAAAUCGCGCGUACGUUCCUGGGCGAUACGAUUUAUUUCCCGCACAACGUCGACUUCCGUGGGCGUGCAUACCCCCUACCUCCCCAUCUCAGCCACAUCGGCGACGAUUUGAGUCGUGGCCUGCUUUUGUUCGCCGAUAAGAAGCCGCUUGGCGAGUCGGGAUUGCGAUGGCUCAAGAUUCACUUGGCCGGUCUGUAUGGCUACGACAAGGCGAACUUUGACGAGCGGGUGCAGUGGGUGCACGAACGUCUCGAUGAGAUCUACGACAGUGCCGAGAAUCCAAUUGCUGGCCGGCGGUGGUGGACGAAGGCCGACGACCCCUGGCAAUGUCUCGCGACGUGCAUGGAGCUCCGGAAUGCGCUGGACGCGUCCGACCCGCUCGCGUACGAGUGCGCGCUGCCCGUGCACCAGGACGGGACGUGCAACGGGCUGCAGCACUACGCGGCGCUCGGCGGGGACGCGGCGGGCGCGAACCAGGUGAACCUCGGCGUGACGGAUCGGCCGUCGGACGUGUAUACGUACGUCGCGAACAUGGUCGGGGUGCAGAUUGACGAGGGCAUCGAGGCGGGGCAUAAGUAUGCGGUCAUGCUCAAGGGCAAGGUCUCGCGAAAGGUGGUCAAGCAAACGGUUAUGACCACCGUAUACGGUGUGACGUUCGUCGGUGCUCGCGAUCAGAUCGAGAAACAGUUGAAGGAGAGGGGAGAUAUCGCUCCCGAGGAGUGCUGGCUAGCAGCUUCCUACUUGGCGAAGCUGGUCCUCGGAUGCAUCGGCGAUCUGUUCAAGGGCGCGAAGGACAUCCAGGAAUGGUUGAACAUCUGUGCUCGUCUGAUCGCAAAGUCUAUUCCCCCAGAGCGAGUCGAUGACUCGGUGCGGAACCUCAAGUCGUCGAUGUCGUCGAUGACGAAGGAGAUCCGCGACGCCGAGCUGGUCAAGCUCAAGAAGGAGCAGAUGACGAGCGUGAUCUGGACGACGCCGCUCGGUCUGCCCAUCGUGCAGCCGUACAGGGCGACGAAGCGCAAGCAGAUCAUCACGUCUAUGCAGAGUGUCUACAUCUCCGAUCCCAACAUCCCUACAGCUGUGAACGCGACGAAGCAAGCGUCCGCGUUCCCGCCGAACUUCAUCCAUAGUCUGGACGCUACGCACAUGAUGUUGACUGCCCUGGAGUGUCGGUCACAAGGGCUGACAUUCGCGUCCGUUCACGACUCGUAUUGGACGCACGCCGGCACGAUCGAUCAAAUGUCCACGGUCAUCAGGGACACGUUCAUCGCGCUGCAUUCCUCGAACGUCUUGGAGCGGCUAUACAAUGAGUUCCUCGAGCGCUACAAGGGCUAUGUGGUUCCGUUCAGUGCUCUCAAGUGGGGCAAGGUCCUUCAGAGGUACGGUGUCACGCCCGGCAAUAUCAAGGUCAAGACCUUCCCGCAUAGCUUCAUGGAGUCCGCCGACGCUGCGGACGUCGCCGCGGCUGUAGAGAAAUCUGAAGAGGCUGCGACGGAGGACGCAGAUGAGGCCGCGGUGGAGGACGCAAACGAGGCUGCUGACUGCGUGGAGCUCAGCGAGGACAAGGACGAGGACGCGACGGAGGGAGCGGUGGAGCCGGCGAAAGAGAAAUCGCUGCGCCGGCUGAAGGACAAGUUCGCCAGAGAGGUGCUGCAGCAGUCGAGCGAGGUGGGCCCGCUGGAGGCGAAGCUCCUCGACCUCGGCAGCGUGCUCCCGCCUGUCCCGAAGCGGGGCGACUUCGACGUGCACACGAUCAAGCAGUCGCUCUACUUCUUCUCGUGAUCGGGCUCCCGCUUUCUGUGCUUGCGUCUCGCGCUUUGCGGCUUUUGCUUUACUGACACUCACCCCUCAUCCCUGCACCGUUUGCCGUCUGUUAUUGCAUUGCUCCUGCUUAUAUUUGCUCACGCAUCUGGUUUAGUUCGUCACGCUUUCGGCCUUCACAUGUCUAUCGUAGCCAUCCACGCAUCGUGUAUACUGAUCAUACUACACUACUAUCACUUAUUCUUAGACGAGAACAAAUGUCAUGGAGGUCGUUUCGCAGAUAGCUCGGGUGGUGUGCCA